AUGGAUUUACGUGUUGGUAGAAAAUUUCGUAUUGGAAGAAAAAUUGGUAGUGGUUCCUUUGGUGAAAUUUAUCAUGGUACCAAUUUAAUUAGUGGUGAAGAAGUCGCAAUUAAAUUAGAAUCAAUUAGAUCAAGACAUCCUCAAUUAGAAUAUGAAUCUCGUGUUUAUAGAUAUUUAAGCGGUGGGGUUGGUUUACCAUUCAUUAGAUGGUUUGGUCGUGAAGGCGAAUACAAUGCAAUGGUUAUAGAUUUAUUAGGUCCAUCAUUAGAAGAUCUAUUUAACUAUUGUUAUAGAAAAUUUUCGUUUAAGACUGUAAUUAUGUUAGCAUUACAAAUGAUUUGUAGAAUCCAAUAUAUUCAUGGUAGAUCAUUUAUUCAUAGAGAUAUUAAACCGGAUAAUUUUUUAAUGGGUACAGGUAGACGUGGUAGUACAGUUCAUGUAAUUGAUUUUGGUUUAUCAAAAAAAUAUAGAGAUUUUAAUACACAUCGUCAUAUUCCAUAUAGAGAAAAUAAAUCUUUAACAGGUACAGCACGUUAUGCAAGUAUUAAUACACAUCUAGGUAUUGAACAAUGUAGAAGAGAUGAUUUAGAAUCAUUAGGCUAUAUUUUUGUUUAUUUUUGUAAAGGUUCUUUACCAUGGCAAGGUUUAAAAGCAACAACAAAGAAACAAAAAUAUGAUAGAAUUUUAGAGAAAAAAUUAAGUAUUAGUACAGAAGUUUUAUGUGAAGGUUUACCAAUGGAAUUUAAAGAAUAUUUGGAUUAUUGUAAAAAUUUAAAAUUCGAUGAAAGACCAGAUUAUUUAUUUUUGGCAAAAUUGUUUAAGGAUUUAAGUAUUAAAUUGGAAUAUCAUAAUGAUCAUUUAUUUGAUUGGACAAUGUUACGUUACACUAAAGCAAUUAUCGAAAAGCAAUCUUCUGAUAUUUUAACAAUUAAAGAAAAUGGUGAAAAUGGUAGUAAUAAUAAUAAUAAUAAUAAAGCUGAAGUAUUUAAUAAGAUUAAACAAUUAACAUUGAAAAAAUUUUCUUCACAUUUUCAUUAUUAUCGUAGUAAUGAUAAACACACUCCAACUCCAGAUGAAAUUAAAGUACAAACGAAUGAAAAUAAUAAUAUUGUUCCUUCUUUACCUCAACAAUUACUAUCAGUAAUAGAUAAAUCUUUAGAAAAUAUUAACGCUACAGAUUCUACAAAACAAGAGCAGCAGCAGCAGCAACAGCAACAACAACAGCAGCAGCAGCAACCGCAACCCUUGCUAGAUCAACAACGUCAACAAGUAAAUCUUCAAGCACCUCCACAACAGAAUAUACAACAACGUUCGGGAUCUACUUAUUAUCCACCAACUAAUAGUAAUCCUCAACAGCAGCAGCAGCAGCAGCAGCAGCAGCAGAGUAAUAAUAACAUAUGGUUGUAG
Messenger RNA from Maudiozyma saulgeensis, 1407 nucleotides. The record is from the annotation of a GenBank genome assembly. Lineage: Eukaryota; Fungi; Ascomycota; Saccharomycetes; Saccharomycetales; Saccharomycetaceae.